This is a messenger RNA of Trichomycterus rosablanca, 1790 nucleotides long. It is a transcript of the gene erg28, whose product is annotated as ergosterol biosynthesis 28 homolog. The record is from RefSeq and is a predicted model, not a curated record. Gene Ontology annotation, cellular component: endoplasmic reticulum; membrane. Lineage: Eukaryota; Metazoa; Chordata; Actinopteri; Siluriformes; Trichomycteridae. The transcript is spliced from 5 exons. The coding region runs from base 145 to 576 and encodes 143 amino acids. Gene Ontology annotation, molecular function: protein-macromolecule adaptor activity.
UUAGGGUUUAUUGGAAUGUAGCCAGUGUCAGUGUAAAUCGUGUUAAAUGGAUUGAAUAAAGUAUUAGUUUACUGUGAUGCAGCUAUAGUAAGGCUACAGACGUAAAGGUUUGGGCUCCUGAGUCUGUUGAUUGCUUUAGAAACCAUGAGUUGGUUUUUGAACCUGUUGAGGAGCUGGCUGGUCAUGGUGUCCAUCAUUGCACUGGGAAACACAGUUCAGAGCUUUCGUGACCAUAGUUUUCUGUCAGAGAAACUGUAUACUGGCACACCAGAUUUUGUAAAUGGCCUUCAAGCAAGAACCUUUGGGAUAUGGACCUUGCUGUCAUCAAUCAUUCGCUGUGCUUGUGCAAUAGACAUUCAGAACAGGACGCUUUAUUAUAUCACUCUGUGGACAUUUGUUCUGGCUCUUGGCCACUUCCUGUCUGAGGCCUUCAUCUAUAAAACCGCUCCUCUUACCAUUGGAGUUAUGGCUCCUCUUUUUGUGGCAGGUUGUUCUAUUGUGGGCAUGUUAGUUGGAUUCCGGUGUAUAACAAAACUACAGGAAGUAAAAGAAGCAAGACCGAAGAAAAGAAACUGAAUUUCUGCAUCAGGAACUUUGUUUGUCACUCAUGCUCAGGGCUAAAUGCACAGAGAUGGAAAAAACACCAACACUAAUAAAGCCCAUCUGACCAUCUAUUAAUUCCAGUCAUAUUUACUGUAUAGCUAAUUUGAGAUAAAAAAUAAAAAAAAAACACAAGCACACACACAGAAACAGUAAUGUUGCAACAAUAUUGGUGUAACAAGUUCUGAUGGAGCAAGGGGCCAAUGGAUGUAAUUAAAAGAGGCCCUAAAGUUCUAGUGGUUUAUCUGGCUUGUGUGCCAGUUUCAUACAUAAGACGCAAGUUUAUUUCUUACAGAAUGCAUCCUGAUUGUCCGUCUGAUAAUGGACACAAAAAGUUCAGUACUUCCAGCCUCCAGAGUAGUGUCUGGUCUUAUAUAGAGUAGUGUGUGGCCUUAUAUUAAUUAUAAUUUUUUUUUAAUAGUGCCUUUCGUGACACCCAAAGGCACUGUACAAUACAAAUAAUUCAAAGAAAAAUAAGAAUAAACAUGUACAAACAUGGAAACACUAAACACGUGGCAUUGUUCUGGGUCACCCAAAAGCCCGAUGGAAAAGAUGGGUUUUUAACAAGGCUACAGAUGAACAAGAUGCCUUAGAAUAGGACUAAACAGAGCCCAUCAUUUUUAGGUUAUUUUAUUUACACUGGCCACUGUGUGGUCUAGAAGCAAUGAUUUUAGUAUUAACAAUAGUGCUUGUUUGUAAUACUGUUGAUCAACUACAGUUCCCUACAUAAUUAUUGGCACCCUUGGUAAAUAUGAGUAAAGAAAAGUUAUACAAAAAUGAUCUCAAAUUCCCUGCUCUGUAUUCUUAAACAUUAGAAGAUGUUACAGAAGAUGUUAAAGGAAACAGACAAUAAUUGUGGCUCAUGUGGAUUUAUUAAAAAGGAUUAUUUCUUUACUAUUUUCUUAAAUUAAUCGUAGUGUUUAACCAUAGAUUAUGCCAAUUCACCAACUGGUGAUUUUUUUGUGGUUUACUCAUUUUUACCAGAGGGGACUUGUUGGAGCACAAUUUCUUAAUGUGUUACUCUAAGUAAAUCAAACAGCGACAAGCUAUGCUAGAUGAUGUACUGUAAUUUGGAAGAGGUGUGUCAGGUUUAGCAUCUGUAAUUCACUUGCCAAAUGGAAAUGUUAAUGAAAUGGUGGUCUGGCUUUGUCUUUGUUCUGAUUUAGUACAUCAAUAAUAAAAAUGCUGCA